AUGGGGCCGGGAAUUCGGGAAGGUUCCAGUGAGGGCUUCGGCAUCGCGGAGAAGAUCCUGCUGCUCUCCUUCAUCUCCGCCGUCAUCCUCAUGGCCAUCCUGGGCAACCUGCUGGUCAUGGUGGCCGUGUGCCGGGACAGGCAGCUCAGGAAAAUCAAGACCAACUAUUUCAUCGUGUCCCUGGCCUUCGCUGACCUGCUGGUGUCGGUGCUGGUGAUGCCCUUUGGAGCCAUGGAGCUGGUUCAGGACAACUGGAUCUAUGGGGAGAUGUUCUGCCUGGUGAGGACCUCCCUGGACGUGCUGCUGACCACAGCAUCCAUCCUGCACCUCUGCUGCAUCUCCCUGGACAGGUACUAUGCCAUCUGCUGCCAGCCCCUGGUGUACAGGAACAAGAUGACCCCGCUGCGCAUCGCGCUGAUGCUGGGGGGCUGCUGGGUGAUCCCCACCUUCAUCUCCUUCCUCCCCAUCAUGCAGGGCUGGAACAGCAUUGGCAUCAUUGAUCUGAUCCAGCAAAGGCAGUUCAACAAGGCCUCCAACUCCACCUACUGCAUCUUCAUGGUGAACAAGCCCUACGCCAUCACCUGCUCCGUGGUGGCCUUCUACAUCCCCUUCCUGCUGAUGGUGCUGGCCUACCACCGCAUCUACGUGACGGCGCGGGCGCACGCGCGGCAGAUCCGCCUGCUGCAGCGCGCGGGGAACCCGGCCGAGCCCCGCCAGGGCCCCCAGGAACCACGGCAGAGCCUUCAGGAGACACAGCAGGGCCCUCAGGAGACACAUCAGGGCUCUCAGGAACCACGGCAGGGCCCUCAGGAACCACGGCAGGGCCCUCAGGAACCAUGGCGGGGCCUUCACGAGCCAUGGCAACACCCCCAGGAGCCACAUCAGGGCCCUCAGGAGCCACGGCAGCACCCCCCUGACCAGCACAGCAGCCACCGCAUGAAAACAGAGACCAAAGCUGCCAAGACCCUGUGCAUCAUCAUGGGCUGCUUCUGCCUCUGCUGGGCCCCUUUCUUUGUCACCAACAUCGUGGAUCCCUUCAUUAACUACACAGUGCCCGGCAAGAUAUGGACGGCCUUCCUGUGGCUGGGCUACAUCAACUCGGGCUUGAACCCUUUCCUCUACGCCUUCCUCAACAAGGCUUUCAGACGUGCCUUCCUCAUCAUCCUCUGCUGCGGUGACGAGCGCUACCGAAGGCCUUCCAUCCUGGGCCAGACCGUGCCCUGCUCCACCACCACCAUCAACGGCUCCACGCACGUGCUGAGGUACAAGGUUUUACACAACGGGCACCACCAGGAACAAGAGAAGCUUCCCAUCCACCCCGACCCCGAAUCCCAAGAGUCCUGUUUCUAGUCCUGGCCCAGAAGAGGAGGAACAGAAAGGCCUUUUGGGAUAUCCCAAGGAUUCACAGACAGCAGCACUUGAAAAUCCAUCCAUCUGCAUUGUCCUGGUGCCUCCUGCAGUGAAUUCCCAGGAAUGU
Camarhynchus parvulus is the source of this 1477-nucleotide messenger RNA. It is a transcript of the gene HTR4, whose product is annotated as 5-hydroxytryptamine receptor 4. Gene Ontology annotation, biological process: chemical synaptic transmission; adenylate cyclase-activating adrenergic receptor signaling pathway; regulation of appetite. Gene Ontology annotation, molecular function: G protein-coupled serotonin receptor activity. NCBI's taxonomy places the organism in Eukaryota, Metazoa, Chordata, Aves, Passeriformes, Thraupidae. The record is from RefSeq and is a predicted model, not a curated record. The transcript has 6 exons. The coding region runs from base 1 to 1350 and encodes 449 amino acids. Gene Ontology annotation, cellular component: plasma membrane.